Messenger RNA from Chenopodium quinoa (quinoa), 381 nucleotides. RefSeq names its product transcription factor bHLH117-like. Bases 1 to 381 code for a protein of 126 amino acids. Lineage: Eukaryota; Viridiplantae; Streptophyta; Magnoliopsida; Caryophyllales; Amaranthaceae. Gene Ontology annotation, molecular function: protein dimerization activity; DNA-binding transcription factor activity. The record is from RefSeq and is a predicted model, not a curated record. Gene Ontology annotation, biological process: regulation of DNA-templated transcription. The transcript has a single exon.
AUGAGUGAGAAAAUCUACUGCUUAGGGAAGCUACUACCAGGAGGUCAUCGACACCGUAAGAACACGGCGGAUAUGUUGGAGGAAGCGAAGAAGUACCUGAAGUUUCUUCAGGCGCAAGUUAACUCGCUUCGGACUAUGCCCACCGAGUCGAGGUUUACGGAGGUGAAACUUGGGUUAUUUGGAGAUUUAAGAGGAAUGGGAGAGCUGGGAAACCUGAGUAGACAGCAGUUGUUGCAAGUGGUGGUGAACUCGCCCGCGGCGCAGAUGGUUAUGGCGGAUAGAGGACGGUGUUUGGCGACGGCGGAACAGGUGGCGAUGAUGAAGAGGAUUGAGGCUAGGCAGAAGGUUAUUCAGCAGUUCAUGCAUAAUCUUCCUCUCUGA